GGAACUCUCUGGGUGGAGCCCCGGGGUUGUGACCCGCAGCGUAGAAGUAGGGCGCCGACCGUCUUCCGCUCGCCCGCAGAGAGGGGCAGGCAAGGGACAGCGAUGAGCUGGGAGCUGCUGCUCUGGCUGCUGGCGCUGUGCGCGGUGAUCCUGCCCCUGGUGCAGUUCCUACGCUUCCUGCGGGCAGAUGCCGACCUAACCUUGUUGUGGGCCGAAUGGCAAGGGCGACGCCCAGAAUGGGAGCUGACCGACAUGGUGGUGUGGAUUACUGGAGCAUCAAGCGGCAUUGGUGAGGAAUUGGCUUUCCAGUUAUCUAAACUGGGGGUCUCUCUGGUGCUGUCAGCCCGAAGGCAGGAGCUGGAGCGGGUGAAGAGAAGAUGCCUGGAGAAUGGCAAUUUAAAAGAAAAAGAUAUACUGGUUCUGCCCCUUGACUUGACUGACACAAGUUCCCAUGAGGCAGCGACCAAAGCCGUUCUGCAGGAAUUUGGUAAAAUUGACAUUUUGGUCAACAAUGGUGGAAGAUCCCAGCGUUCCUUAGUUCUGGAAACCAACUUGGAAGUCUUCAAGGAGCUGAUGAAUCUGAACUACUUAGGGACGGUGUCCUUGACCAAGUGUGUUCUGCCUCACAUGGUAGAGAGGAAACAAGGGAAGAUUGUUACUGUGAAUAGCCUUGCGGGAAUUGCUUCUGUGUCCCUUUCCAGUGGCUACUGUGCCAGCAAGCAUGCUCUUCGGGGAUUUUUCAAUGCCCUCCAUAGUGAGCUUGGCAAAUAUCCAGGCAUAACACUUUGCAACGUUUACCCAGGGCCUGUGCAGUCCAAUGUUGUGAAGAACGCCCUAACUGAAGAAUUAACGAAGCCCAUGAGAGAGAAUAUAGACCAGAGUUACAAGAUGCCGACAAGCCGCUGUGUGCGGCUGAUGCUCAUCUCCAUGGCCAACGAUCUGAAGGAAGUUUGGAUCUCUGACCAACCCAUAUUGUUGGGUGCAUACAUUUGGCAGUAUAUGCCAACCUGGGCCUUAUGGCUAACCUGCAAGUUGGGGGAGAAAAGAAUCCAAAACUUUAGGAAUAAUUUGGAUCCAGACUCUCAAUAUACAUUGUGGAAGCCAAAGAGGGAUUGAAAGAACCACCAGGGAUGUCUGAGCCACUUGUUGAGGAUGACAAACAGCAUAUGCACAGUAAGCGUGCGCACAGAAGGCAGGCCAGUGACUACUUUUGAAUUUAGUUUUUGAUACAACUUUCUAUUCAGUAUGUGAUGAAUAAUAAAGAAAACUUUGUCCUCUAUCUUGUAUUUGUACAAGAGUAUGUAGUACCUUCUUGAAUAAAAUAACAUUUAACAUA
This is a messenger RNA of Rattus rattus (black rat), 1336 nucleotides long. RefSeq names its product dehydrogenase/reductase SDR family member 7-like. The record is from RefSeq and is a predicted model, not a curated record. Lineage: Eukaryota; Metazoa; Chordata; Mammalia; Rodentia; Muridae. Gene Ontology annotation, molecular function: oxidoreductase activity.